AUGAAUGCCAUUGGUGUUGCAGCUAUGGCUGAAAACUACCAGAGGUUCGACCCCUUGGCUUACUUGCAGAACAACUAUGUGGCACCACGUGCCAAUUUUACUAGUGAAGAGUUUGUGGUGCCCUGGAAGCUUCGAUGCCUGGCAGAUGCCUUUGCCACAGGAAAAAUCACUGGUCACACUUUGAUUGAUAUUGGCACAGGCCCCACCAUCUACCAGCUCCUCAGUGCCUGUGACUACUUUGAGGAGAUUGUAGCCACUGACUUCCUGGAAGUGAACCGGACUUUCAUUCACAACUGGGUGCACAAUGAAGACAAGGAUGGCUUUGACUGGUCACCUUAUAUCCAGCAUGUUUGUAAAAUUGAAGGCAAAGGGGAGCCGUGGAAGGAGAAAGAACAAAAGCUGAAAAAGAAGCUGAAAAAGAUCCUUCCUAUUGACAUCCACCAACCUGACCCACUGGGUUCUUUGUUCAGCCAGCCAGCUGAUGCUUUGAUUUCUACAUUUUGCCUAGAGGCCGCGAGCCCUGACCGCCCAAGCUUUGAUAAAGCUUUUCAGAAUGUCACCAGGCUCCUUAAACCUGGUGGCCAUUUCCUCAUGAUUGGAGCUUUGGAAGAGUCUUUCUACUUAGCAGGAGAAGUAAAGCUGACGGUGGUGCCCCUGAGUGAAGUAGACAUCAAGGAAUCGUUUGCAAAAAAUGGCUAUCGUAUUCAUGACUUCCAUUCCUACAAGAUGCCUCCAACCUUGAAGAUCGGAGUUGAUGAUGUACAAGGGAUCUUUUUCAUCCAUGCACAAAAGUUUGCUUGA
This is a messenger RNA of Thamnophis sirtalis, 801 nucleotides long. It is a transcript of the gene PNMT, whose product is annotated as phenylethanolamine N-methyltransferase. Gene Ontology annotation, cellular component: cytosol. The record is from RefSeq and is a predicted model, not a curated record. Gene Ontology annotation, molecular function: phenylethanolamine N-methyltransferase activity. Lineage: Eukaryota; Metazoa; Chordata; Lepidosauria; Squamata; Natricidae.